AUGUCAGACUAUGAAGUGUCAGUGCAGCAGCUCAAUGAUCUGUGUGCCAACGUUGACGGUUACUACAGCAUGCCAACACACCAUGUCGACGAGGUGUUCCCCAGGAUAUAUGUUGGAAAUGCUAUUGUGGCCAUGAACACGAUGCGUCUGAAGAAGCUAGGCAUCACCCACAUUCUGAAUGCAGCGGAAGGCAACUCCUUCAUGCACGUUAACACCAACGCAGAGUUCUACGCUGGCACAGGCAUCACAUACCACGGCAUGGGCGCCAGUGACACAGACCACUUUGACCUCAGCAUCUACUUCGAGGAGGGGGCGAACUUCAUUGAGAAGGCCUUGGCACACAAUGAUGGGAAGGGUAAAGUGUACGUUCACUGCAGAGAGGGCUACAGCCGCUCCCCAACACUGGUCAUCGCCUACCUGAUGCUGCGCCACAGGAUGGACAUUCAGUCCGCCCUGUCCAUGGUACGACAGAAGAGAGAGAUCGGCCCUAACGAUGGCUUCCUGCGCCAGCUGUGUCGCCUCAACGAAACUAUGGCGGCCGAAGGAAAGUUCUGGAACCAAUGA
Molecule: messenger RNA, 564 nt
Organism: Oncorhynchus masou masou (cherry salmon)
Lineage: Eukaryota; Metazoa; Chordata; Actinopteri; Salmoniformes; Salmonidae
Product: dual specificity protein phosphatase 3-like
Exons: 3
Coding region: 1-564 (187 amino acids)
Biological process (GO): negative regulation of MAPK cascade; protein dephosphorylation
Cellular component (GO): cytoplasm
Molecular function (GO): protein tyrosine/serine/threonine phosphatase activity; MAP kinase phosphatase activity
Source: RefSeq, a predicted model, not a curated record